This is a messenger RNA of Gadus chalcogrammus (walleye pollock), 403 nucleotides long. Its product is annotated as protein myomixer-like. The coding region runs from base 177 to 401 and encodes 74 amino acids. The record is from RefSeq and is a predicted model, not a curated record. The transcript is spliced from 2 exons. Lineage: Eukaryota; Metazoa; Chordata; Actinopteri; Gadiformes; Gadidae.
CUCAACGGGACUCACUCACAACCAACCGUAGCCCCGGGUCCACACUGCUGCUCCUAGCCCUGGAAGACCUGUUCCUCUCAAACGCCUGCUUCUAAAGCGGAACGUUUUGGCUGGGAGAGCGAGACACCUCAGUGCUUAUCGACAAUCUGUCCCCUGUUUCUGAACAAGAAGGCAGCAUGCCAGUGUUCAUCCUGCUCAGGUCUCUGGUCGUGCGGCUCCUCAGUAGCAAGCUCGCGGGCUCCCUGGUCCAGUUCCUCCGCCGGACCCUGGCCACCGGCGCCUCCCACAUCGCCGCGGCCCUGCGACACGUCUGGGACCGGCUUCGAUCGCAGGAGUCCAAGGAGGCCAUCCUCGGCUGCGUGCUGUGCAUUCUCAACAUGCACAAGAAGGUGGAGACCUGAGC